Molecule: messenger RNA, 1398 nt
Organism: Oldenlandia corymbosa var. corymbosa
Lineage: Eukaryota; Viridiplantae; Streptophyta; Magnoliopsida; Gentianales; Rubiaceae
Source: the annotation of a GenBank genome assembly
CCUCUCUUCUCCUAUAUAUAAACCAAACCAUCCUUCUUACCAUUUCGGGGUUGUGCGAUAUUAAGGCUUUUCUCUUAACAUCUCGCCCUGCAUUUUGCAGGCGAGGUCCUUUUUCCACACACACGCAAAUUCUUUCCAUUUUUUUUUUCCUUCAUCAGAAAAUAAUUCCUUCCACAAAACCCGCCAUUUAAUUGCACCGGUGAUGGCUUCCAUGGCGAUCAACAACAACAUUGCACCGGAUCAAGUUCCCCCGCCCGUGAUUCCGAUCAGCGGGGAAGAGAAGAAGAUGAAUCAGAUCACCAAGAGCAAGAAGAAAUCCGGGCCGUUCAGUUUCUUCCGGGCCGCAUUAGUAGCCCUAAAGGCCAAUGAUGACAAGAAGAAGAAACAAAAGGCUUCCGCAAAACUGCCUACGGCAACAGAUGCCAACAACAACAACAACAAGGAAGCUAACACCAACGAUAGUAAUAACUCCGAUGGGAACUGGAAGAAAAUAGUGGGGUCCAUGAGGCCGUUGCAUCUUCAGAACGACGUCGUCGUCGAAUCUCCUCCGCCUUCUCUUCCGCCGUCCUCCCCCACCCUGAGCUUAUCCGACCACCACGGCAUCCGGUCGUUCUCCCCCUCGCCGUCGCAUUCCUCUUCCACCGGAUCCAUGAGCCAGUACGCUUCCGCCAGCAACCUCCAAGCCCUAGACGAUGGCGAUGAAGACGACGAUCAGGAUGUGGAUCCUGAUGUCGUCUUCGAUGCCAUCUGCGGGGAUGAAUUGAUCGAUUCUAAAGCUGAAGAGUUUAUCGCCCAAUUUUACCAGCAGAUGAAGAUCGAUAAGCACCACAAUAGCAACAGCAACUUCUAUCGUCAUUAAAAAGGGCUAAAAAAGUACUCUCCAUUUUUGGUUCGUUUUAAUUUGGACGUGUUUGUUUUACGUACGUACGUACUCUGCAUGCAUGCAUGCAUGGAAGAAGAAGAAGAAGAAGAAGCCACCCACAUCAAUACAAUCACGUACGUCAAUCCAUGCUGGAAGAAAGAAGGAAUAGAUGAAAUUCUCGUGGAGCGGAAUGCAUUGAAUAAUUUUUUAAUUAUUUUUUCCCUUUAGGUAACUAAUUUGUUGUUUCUUUAUUUUGUGAGAUGCGAAAAAGAAAAAUAAGAAGAAAAAAGAAAAAGAAGUUGUUUCGGUGUUUCAUGUAUGAUUGAUUAACCUUUCGGAAUUAGGGAUGAGAUGAUCAACAACUAAUUUACUAAUUUGCAUUACUUAAUUUAUUUGUUUCUCUUUUUGUUUUUUUUUUCUUUUAUCCUUUCGGACGUUCUAUAGAGAAUCAUGUACUAUGGAUUCAGAAUCCAUUCCUUAACUUAAAUUAGUGAGAUCACAACGAGCUUUUUGGUUGCUUUAUUUUUUUUACUUAU